GACAAAUGCUCCCCCCGUCGACGUGCGCAUCCCGUCCCCGUCAGUCGAUCGUCCCAUCGAAGUGGCAACUGGCAAGGCUAGCCGCCUAGCCGUUCCGUCCGUUUGGGUAGUACCGACCUACUAGCUACUGCACCCGCACGGCGGCGCGAGGAGCGUGUGGGUAAGCUUAGGUGCCAUUUGUGGGUGGCUCGUGGUGGUGGUGUGUAUAAAAGCAGUCGUCGUUCGUGAAGCACAAGCUGCCCCCCCUCCUCUCCCUCUUCUCGUGUCAGCGCCUGGACCAAAGACGAUGGCCGUCCCUGUUGGUCGCCUCGCCGCCUCCACGCUCCUCCAGCUCCUCGUCUGGCUCCCGCUCCCCGCGUCCGCCUGCGACCGCUGCGUGCGCCACUCCAAGGCCGCAUACUACUACACCUCCUCGCUCACCCUCGCCGGCGGCUCCUGCGGGUACGGCACCGAGGCCGCCUCCUUCAGCGCCGGGCUCCUCGCCGCCGCCGGCCCCGCGCUGUACCGCGGCGGCGCCGGCUGCGGCGCCUGCUUCCAGGUGCGGUGCAAGGACAGGAAGCUGUGCGGCGCGGCGGGCGCCAGGGUGGUGGUCACGGACCGCGCCAGGACCAACGGCACCGACCUCGUGCUCAGCAGCACCGCGUUCGCGGCCAUGGCGCGCCCCGGCAUGGCCCGGCGCCUCGCCGGCCUCCGCGCCGUCGACAUCGAGUACAAGAGGGUGCCGUGCGAGUACAAGCACAGGAACCUGUCGGUGAGGGUGCAGGAGAAGAGGCGCUCCCCGGGGGGCCCUGGCGACCUCGCCAUCAGGUUUCUCUACCAGGGCGGCCAGACCGACAUCGUCGCCGUCGACGUCGCGCAGGUGGGCUCGUCCAACUGGAAGUCCAUGACGCGCCACAGCGGCGGGCCGGCGUGGAGCACGAGGCAGGCGCCGGCGGGGCCGCUCCAGCUCAGGGUGGUGGUGACGGGCGGCUACGACGGCAAGUGGGUGUGGGCGGAGCGCGAGGUGCUGCCGCGGCGGCGGCGCGCCGGCGAGGUCUACGACACGGGCGUCCAGAUCACCGACGUCGCCCUGGAGGGAUGCUUCCCCUGCGACACGCGCGAGUGGGAGUGAUGCGCAUGUGGACGAACCACGCCAGUGACGGCAGAAGCAGAAGCAGAAGCAGAAAACCAAACGCUGAAGCUUCGACUCAACUGAAGAGCCUGCCUGUAGAAUUGCUCUAGCUAGCUCCUCCGUGCCACUGCCCUUUUGGGCUUGCCUCAAAGGUCACCGGAGACGACGAGGGAGACGACUAAUUAACAGACGCUGACAGAGUGACGCGCGAGAGGAGAGGAGAGUUCCGAACCCCCCCUCUCCGCUGUACUGUACAUGAGCUGCUGACGUGUCGGAUAAGUAGUAGUAGGCUAGCGUCCCGGCGGGUGCUGGAAAGAAUAAUAAUAAUAAUGUAACGAAAGAUGGCCGGCAUGAGGUUGAGGGAGCGACCGAGCGUGAAGCAACUUGGGCGCCAUGGACAAUACAGUUGGGACACAGACACACCGGUCGUCUCCACUUGCUUUUGCUUA
Zea mays is the source of this 1560-nucleotide messenger RNA. Its product is annotated as Expansin-like A2. The record is from RefSeq and is a predicted model, not a curated record. Bases 287 to 1111 code for a protein of 274 amino acids. Lineage: Eukaryota; Viridiplantae; Streptophyta; Magnoliopsida; Poales; Poaceae. The transcript is spliced from 5 exons. Gene Ontology annotation, cellular component: extracellular region.